AUUGAUACCUUACCUGAUGAUGCAUGUGACAUAGUCUGUCUUUGACAACCUGUUGUCUCUGUUUUUGUAGCUCUUUUCUAAAAGUUUCAUUGAGCUUUUUUGGGUUGUUGCCCACCAUAUUAUUCCUUCCUUUUUCCUCAUCAUCUUUCAUUUCAAUCUCUAAAACAUCCUUGGAGUAUCCCCUUCUGUUUGAGUUCCAAUGGCCUCUGAGACUGCCAUAUCGGAUCACACUUCUACUACUGACGAGUCGGUGCUCAUUCAUCAGUUGCAGGAAGUUGAGAAGAAGGUGAAUGAAGAAGAAGAAAAGCCCAAAGUGGGGGAAUCGCCAAGUCCAGCAACCGCUUCAUCUAAGCCGGAGCAAGCGCGCGAGGAUAAGCGUAUUGGACCUCCACUGGUUGAGGUGGAGAAGACCGACGAUGCUCCAGCUUAUAGUACGGAGGAAAAAGACUUCAUUUCUCAUUCCCACUCUCCCGCCGUACCAGAGCUAGUAGCUGACACUAUUGAGACCCAAUCAGAAAAGCAAACAGCAAUGGAGACUGUUAUCAAAGAAGCACCGAAGCAAGUAGCAAUUGCAUUACUCGAGAAAGGGCCAGAGGAGAAACCGAAGAUAGUUGACGUUCCUGAACCAAUAGCUGAAGCCCCACAGAAACUAUUGGAAACGCUGGAUGUGCUUCCAGCAAAAGACUCGGAAUCAGUUGCAUUAGGAGAGAUAAAAAACUUGGGCGUGUCAAUAAAAGUAGAGAAACCAGAAGUUGCAGCUCUUAAAGCAGAUGAAAAGCUAGGGGAAGAACAAUCUGAACUUUAUGAACAAGUUGAUAAAGCAUACGAGGAGGUUGAGAUAAAGGAAAGUGUGGAGACUGAUGCAGACAAAGACCCAAGGACUUCGGUUGAAAAAGUUGAGAAUACCCCACUUUUGAAAGAAGUGCAAACUGAUGAAGAGGAAGAAGCUGGUGUACUUAGAAAUUCUGAACAAGCUCCGACUAAUCAGGAAGCUCAAUCGGAUCUAAAAGAAGAUGGAAUGGAUUUUUCUCUACCUGUUACUCUAACUGAGAAGGUUGAUGCAGAAGACAAAAAGAAAUUGAGUGGGGCUGAUGUGGUUGGGGAGCAAUUGUCAAAAAAGGCAGUUGUGGAGAUAGGAAACCUUUCAGUAGAAAAUGUAGCGAGGACUGGGGAUCAGAUCACAGAAGUGGUGAAUGAAAAGAAAAAUGAGGUACUGGAAGAAUCAACUCUGCCAGUUGAAGUGGAGGAUGUGGAUAGUUUUCCUUCUACAACUGAAGUUAAUGAAAAAUCAAUGGAGGGAGAUAACAUCAGCAGAGAUGUUGAGGCGGCCAUUAAGGGAAACAAAGGAGAACAUAAUGUAAAAGAUGAGAUACUUGCUUUUGCUGAAACCAACAAAGAUGAGCGAGUGGAGGAAAAGCAGGCUGAAGUCACGAGAGUCGUUAGCAAACCGCUUAAAGAAGCCCAGGAACCUGAGCUGCAAUUAAGAAGUGAGGAAACUAUAGAGACUAGUGAAAAUAAGUUGGAGAAAGGAAAAGUUGAUGAGAUUGCAAAAUGUGAUGUUCAGAAUCUGGAGCCAUCUAUCCAGGAGUCUAAGUUGCAAGUAAGAACUGGGGAAACUGUAGAGACUAGUGAUGAUAAGCUGGAGAAAGGAAAAGCUGAUGAGAUUUCAAAACCUGAUUUUCAGAAUUUGGAGCCAUUUGUCCAGGAACUUGAAUUGCACGUAAGAAGUGAGGAGGAGAGUGUAGAAACUAGCGAGGAUAAGCUGGAGAAAGGAAAAGUUGUUGAGAUAGCAAAACCUGAUGUUCAGAAUCUGGAGCCAUCCAUCCAGGAACCUGAAUUGCUAGUAAGAAGUGAGGAAAGUGUAGAAAUUGGUGAAGAUAAGUUGGUGAAAGGAAAAAUUGAUGAGAUUGCGAAAGUUGAUGUUCAGAAUUUGAAGCCAUCCCUCCAGGAACCUGUGUUGCAUGUAAGAAGUGAGGAGGAGAGUGUAGAAAUUGGUGAGGAUAAGCUGGAGAAAGGAAAAGUUGUUGAGAUAGCAAAACCUGAUGUUCAGAAUCUGGAGCUAUCCGUCCAGGAACCUGAGUUGCAUGUAAGAAGUGAGGAGAGUGUGGGAACUGGUGAGGAUAAGCUGGAGAAAGGAAAAUUUGUUGAGAUUGCAAAAGCUGAUGUUCAGAAUCUGGAGCCGUUGGCCCAGGACCCUGUGUUGCAUGUAAGAAGUGUGGAGGAGAGUGUAGAAACUGGUGAGGAUAAGCUGGAGAAAGGAAAAGUUGUUGAGAUAGCAAAACCUGAUGCUCAGAAUUUGAAGCCGUCGGUCCAGGAACCUAAGUUGCUAGUAAGAAGUGAGGAGGAGAGUGUAGAAACUGGUGAGGAUAACUUGGAGAAAGGAAAAGUUGAUGAGAUUGCAAAUGCUAAUGUUCAGAAUCUAGAGCCAUCCACCCUGGAAUCUGAAUUGCAAGUAAGAAGUGAGGGAACCUUAGAAACUGGUGAAGAAAAACGGGAGAAAGGAGAAGUUGGAGAGAUUUCAAAAGCUAAUGUUCAGAAUCUGGAGCCAUCCACCCCAGAAUCUGAAUUGCAAGUAAGAAGUGAGGAAACCUUAGAAACUAGUGAAGAAAAACGGGCGAAAGGAAAUGCUGGUGAGAUUGCAAAAUCCCAAGUUCAGAAUCUGGAGCCAACCAUCAAUGACGUUGGUGAUGAGAUAAAAAUGUCUCAGGACCAGACAAAAGAACAUCCAACCAAGUCCACUCCAAAGCAAUCAAAUAACAUUAUAUCGAAGGUAAAACAGUCGCUUGCAAAGGCAAAAAAAGCCAUCAUUGGUAAAUCUCCAAACUCGAAAACCCUUUCCUGAUCUGAAACCAAGGGUGAUAUCAACGUCAAAUAAUGGAUUUAAACUAUGACUGCAACUGUAUAUUUUCAUGCAGUGUGAUAUCUUUUCCCAAAUUAUUAUGUGUGAGAUAUGUAGCCAUAAUUGAUGGUUUCAUUUGUGUCGUUGUUCUGAUCUCUUGCCUGCUUGAUUGCGUGCUUAAUAUGUAAAGGGUGUAUAUAGAAGGUAUAGUCCUUGCCAAACUCAACAUUGUACAAAGUAUGAAGACAUUAUUUUCUUUUCCACCUAAUUAUAUUCUUUGCAGUUGUAUGUAUUAUUUGGUUUUGUAAUUGAUUGUUUUCCAAUAAUGAUCAGAAGACAAGAACUGUACGUGUGCUUAUAAGGAUAGUUUUAUUAUGUA
This is a messenger RNA of Juglans regia (Persian walnut), 3218 nucleotides long. Its product is annotated as protein P200. The transcript is spliced from 2 exons. Lineage: Eukaryota; Viridiplantae; Streptophyta; Magnoliopsida; Fagales; Juglandaceae. The record is from RefSeq and is a predicted model, not a curated record. The coding region runs from base 200 to 2842 and encodes 880 amino acids.